Megalobrama amblycephala (Wuchang bream) is the source of this 6182-nucleotide messenger RNA. It is a transcript of the gene adam12a, whose product is annotated as disintegrin and metalloproteinase domain-containing protein 12. Gene Ontology annotation, molecular function: metalloendopeptidase activity. The transcript has 23 exons. Gene Ontology annotation, biological process: proteolysis. Bases 339 to 3185 code for a protein of 948 amino acids. The record is from RefSeq and is a predicted model, not a curated record. NCBI's taxonomy places the organism in Eukaryota, Metazoa, Chordata, Actinopteri, Cypriniformes, Xenocyprididae.
UUUGUUAGAGAAUAUUAAUGAAAGUUAUUAUAAACUGUUUAUGAUUUUCGCUGCGUUUUUACACUUAUCCAAAAUCAGAGGCGUCAGGACGCUCGCGCACACACACACGCGCGCAGAACAUUGCACGAGGCUGCAGCCUGAGUUCAUAUGGCUCGUGCGCUCAUGGAGAGCUGAUGUGUGGCGCGCGCGUCCAAACGCUCCUGACGCUCUGAGAGUCUCUCACAUUUCAGGAAGUGUCGGAAGUCCUCAGCUGCCGUCUGUCUGCCGCCGCUGCUCUAUAUUAUGGUCGUGCAGCCGUGAUCCGCGUGGAACAUCCGUGUGGAUUUCCGUCGGGCACCAUGUCCACCCGGUACAGCCCGAAGUGUGCGCUCCUGCCCGCGGUCUGCGCGCAUGUUGUGUCCGUGCUGACUGUCUGCUGCGCCGGGAGGCUGUUUACAGCUGCUGCCUAUCCGAGCCAACACGACACACUAAACACGCUGGAGCAUUAUGACGUAAUUGAACCACACCUGCUCAUUGGAGGACAGCAGAGGCCGGUUAGUCUCAUCAAGUCACUGGGUCAUCCUGAAUCACUGAAGGUGUCGAUUGAAGUGGACGGUAAACAACUGCUACUUGCUUUACAGAAAAAUGAAGGGUUGUUUGCUAGUCACUACACAGAAACACACUACCUGGAGGAUGGAAGUGCCGUCACCACCAUACCCAAUGUCACGAUUCACUGCUAUUAUCAUGGUGAGGUGGAGGGACACCUGGGGUCAGAGGUCAGCCUCAGCACCUGCACAGGACUCAGGGGACUGAUUUCACUUGAACAUGAAGUAUAUGUACUGGAGCCCAUGCAGGAGGGAAACACACAUCAUCUUUACAGAGGAGAACAUCUUAAAUUCACCCAGGGAACCUGUGGACAUGGUCACAAUAUUUCAUACCCCACAGAGAUGGCAAACACUACAGGAAACGUCUUCAGCUCUCACAGCAGAAGGCAUAAAAGAGACGCCCAGAGCAGCACCAAACAUGUGGAGCUGAUCAUCGUCGCAGACAACCGUGAGUAUCAGAAACAGGGGAAAGACGUGGAGAAAGUGAAACAGAGGCUUGCUGAAAUAGCCAACUAUGUGGACAAGUUUUACAGAUCACUGAAUAUCCGUGUGGCUCUGGUGGGGCUGGAGGUGUGGAGUGACGGAGACAAAUGCUCCAUCACACAGGAUCCGUUCACAUCGCUCCACGAGUUCCUGGACUGGAGAAAACUCAAGCUGCUCCCGCAGAGACCCCACGAUAAUGCUCAGCUGAUCAGUGGGGUUUACUUUCAGGGAACCACCAUCGGCAUGGCUCCCAUUAUGAGCAUGUGCACUGCGGAACAGUCAGGGGGCAUCGUCAUGGAUCACUCUGAUAAUCCCCUCGGCGCUGCGGUUACUUUGGCCCAUGAGCUGGGACACAACUUUGGCAUGAACCAUGACACGCCGGAGCGCGGGUGUGGCUGCAGAGCGACUGUGGACCGAGGCGGGUGUAUCAUGACCCCCUCUACUGGGUACCCUUUCCCUACAGUCUUCAGUACAUGCAGCAAGAAGGAUCUAGCGGCGAGCUUGGAGAAAGGCGUGGGCAUGUGUUUGUUCAACAUGCCGGAGGUGAAAGUGCUCUACGGAGGCCAGAAAUGUGGAAACGGAUACGUCGAGGAGGGAGAGCAGUGCGACUGUGGAGAUGUGGAGGAGUGUCUGAAUCCCUGCUGUAAUGCCAGCACAUGCACACUGAAGGAGGAGGCCGUGUGUGCGCAUGGACAAUGCUGUGAAAACUGUCAGUUGAAACCUGCAGGGACUCCGUGCCGUGAAUCCAGUAACUCCUGUGACCUGCCGGAGUUUUGCACAGGCGCCGACCCUCAGUGCCCUGCUAAUGUCUACCUGCAUGACGGACACACCUGCCAGGGUGUAGAUGGACAUUGUUACAACGGCAUCUGCCAAACACACGAGCAGCAGUGCAUCACGCUCUGGGGACAGGGUGCAAAACCAGCUCCAGGAAUCUGUUUUGAAAGAGUCAACUCGGCUGGAGAUCCGUAUGGAAACUGUGGAAAAGAUGCAAAGGGGUCAUUUGCCAAAUGUGAAGCACGAGAUGCUAAAUGUGGGAAGAUCCAGUGUCAGGGCGGAGCCAACCGGCCGGUGAUCGGCACCAAUGCCGUCUCCAUAGAAACCAACAUCCCACUCCAGGAGGGAGGGCGUAUCCUCUGCCGUGGGACUCAUGUGUACCUGGGAGACGACAUGCCGGAUCCGGGCCUUGUGCUCACCGGCACCAAAUGUGGAGAAAACAUGAUGUGCAUAAACAGACAGUGUCAAAACAUCAGUGUGCUCGGGGUUCACCACUGUUCGGCCAAGUGCAGCGGACAUGGGGUUUGUAAUAACAAUAAGAACUGUCACUGUGAGGCGCUGUGGGCUCCUCCGUUCUGUGAUAAAGCUGGAUUUGGAGGCAGCAUGGACAGCGGCCCGAUGAGACCGACAGACAGCAGCAGUGUGACGGUGGGCAUCCUGGUGGCGUUUCUGUGUCUGCUGUGUGUUGGAAUAAUCGCCUGCAUUAAGAGGAAAACUCUGCUCAGUCUGUUCUUCAGCAAUAAGAAGAACACCAUUGAAAAACUGAGGUCUGUGGGACCCAACAGGAUGAACAGUCCAGCUCACACACUUUCAUCCGCUCACACUCAAACACACUCCAUGUACAGAACGUCUCCUCAACGUCAGACUACAGCUUUACCACAAAGUGCCAGCAUAUAUAAGCCUCAGUCUCCUCUCCAGACGGUGGAUUCUGUGGUCCCAUCUCAUGGUCUCCGCCGACUGCCCCAGUGCCCUCCGGUCCACCUCUCUCACCCGCUGCCGCUGACGCCACCACACACAUACACACACACGUCUCCACCCAGAGCCCCCCCACCAGCACUCACAGCGGGAGCGGCUGUCCGCGGCCUGGCCUGCCAGAACGUCUGCAAGAUCGCCAUGGCAUUCGAGAAGCCCAGUCCACCCCAGAAGCCUCUUCCCGCUGACCCACUGGGUCGAAAUGUCCGGGUGAUGCGUAACCCAUCCGCCGUCCGACUUCCAGCUCCUAUCCCGACCCCGGCCGCCCCCCGACCUGCUCCGCCUCACCCACAGCCCUGCAGGCCUCCUCCUAAACAGCCGCCCACCUUGCCGAAGCCUCACUUCACAGCCGGAGUGAAGUUCAGCAGCUGAGAGCCGGACCGAAGGGAUUUCGUCCCUGGAGACACUCGCUUUUUGCACUAUGAACCUCUGUGGGACACGUCGUGUGUCAGAGUCCUGAUGUUAGGGGUGACCUUUGACCCCCGCGGUGCUCUCCCUCUAAACGGUGCUAUGAGUCCAAGCUCAGGUACAUGUCACGCGUUAUUUAUGUCGGUUACGAGCGUAUUUAUUUGAGCACAGUGCACUGUGGUUGACACUUUCUCAAUCGUAGCAAUCGGUGGUUCGCCCACGUUUACCUGAUGUUCCUUUUGUUGUUGUUGCUAUUGUUGUUGUUUUGACCUUUUUCGACUGUGUACCAGCAGAGAAAAGAGAAGACGUGUUAUAUCUGUGAACACGAACCACAUCGUGUGGACGCUAAACUGGAUUGAAACCAGAUUUAAAUGGAAACGUGAAUUGGGAGUUGUGCUUUGCUAAUGGUUCUGAGUCUGUGAUGUCAUUUGGUAUAUGAAAAGGGCUUUUUAACAAUUUAAUAUGAUUUAAUAGCCAUUUUUAUUAUAUAUUUCAGACAUGAUUAAACCUGAAUUAGGAUUGCAGUCAUACUUAAGGGAUGUUGAUGGAACAUACAUUUGAUCUCACUAAAACAUGUCCGGGUCACAUUUCACCCCAAAGUAAAAGAAAAAAAUAACUAAAUUAAAGGUUAGUUUUGAGUGAACUAACCCUUUAAAUUUAGCAUAAAGAAAAAUAGCUAUUUUAAAAAAGUUUUUUUUUUCCAUUGACAUUUUUUUUCAAGUAUUUUCCCCCUUAUAUUCUCAUGACUGUAAUACAUCUGAAUAUUUUCAUUAUUUGUUUUUUAUUUGAAUUAUUAUCUAUGUAUUAUUACUGAUAUACAUUCAUUAUUAGUGCAUUAAAAAAUACUGUAUAUCAGGAAUGAGAAUCAUAAUAGAUAAUUAGAAUUGAAAACAAAAUAUUCAAAUUAGUUGUUUUUUUGUAUUUAAAUCAGAACAAAGCAGUAAAACUAAUACUAUCAACAACAAAAAAACUACCAUGAUAUAUAAAUAUUAGUUUAUAUAUAUAUGCAUUAAUUGGAAUUUGAGCGGAAAUGACAAUUGUCAUGGAAACUUAACGUUCUUAAUACAGAGCUUCAUUUUCUUUUCAAGUCAUCUUUGUUUUUAUAGAGCUUUAUACAGUAGAAAUUGUUUCAAAGCAGCUUCACAGUAAUAUAAGGAAAGUAACAGAAUUAAAGAUGCAAACUUCAUCAAAUAGAUAGAUUCAAAUUCUGUCUUUACUAGUCUCUGAAUUUAUUCAUGCUAAAAAAAUCCAAUAUAUAAAUAUUUUUAUGCUAAAUUAAAAAAAUCUGGAAAAUUAUCGGGGCAGGAUGAUGCUCAUUACUGUAUUGCAGUAAUGAGAAGUUGGUUGGAAAAUGUGCUUAAAAUAUCUCAGUUCAAACAAUCAUAAGGGUCCUUAAAACAGGCUUCAUUGUUAUAAAAAAAAAAAAAAAAAAACUCUUGAUUAUUCCUUUUGAUUUUGAGGUGAAAUAUGAGCUGGACGUGCACAGAGGGGUUUAUAGUACUGUGCAGCUGAAUAAUGUUCUGAAUUCACUCCAUUUCAUAUGUCUAAAUGAGUGAAAUGAACACAUUAUACGCACCAAGCCCAGCUUUUGUUGAUUUCAAAGCAUUGUAAGAAAGAUGUUGUAAUGCAGUUGUGUUCAGAUAGACAGUUCACUCAGGAGAUCCCAGCUUUGAGACCCGCAUGUGCUUACUGGAAAUAUCUGAGAGACAGAAAGCCAAGCCCUGAUUUCAUGGCCAUAUGUUCAUAUAUGUUCUUUGAAAAACAGUUAUUGUGGGAAAUGAUGAAAUGAAUUACAUUUGUACUAUUAAGGACUUUCGAUCUUGUCGACCUAAAUAAUGUUGCCGCAUGGAGCAUUAUAACUGGAUUGUGGUUAAUGAAAACAGACAUAUGAAUCCUUCUCUAAAUAUUCCCAAGAUCCCUUUGGUCUCCCUCAAACACGCUGCGGUCAGUGGGUUUGUGUCACUGGCAAAGUUUCAUGGCGAUUUGUCAGAGUGAAUGAAAACACUGCACUACAAGAAUAGGAUGUGCACAAAAGAUUUAAAAAUAGGGGUUUAGGAGUGAUUAUGGUCAUGAAUUACUGUCAAUGGGGUCAAAAUUACAACCAAGUUCAAACUGGCUUUGGCGAGUAAAUACUUUUCUGGUAACUUUUUGAGAAACCACAACAUCAUAAAUGUUUUAUUUGAAUAGGAAGAAUGAUAGUCUGAUGAAAAAGAUGUGAACAAGACAUGCAAUCAUCGUUCAUGACUCUGUUUUUGGGUUUUGAUGUUUAACCGAGAGUUUGAGACUCAAAAAUAUACACUCUGAUGUUCAAAAGUUUGGGGUUAGUAAGAUUUGUCUCUUACUGACCCCAAAAUGUUGAAUAGUCAUGUACUUUAAUUAGAAAUAAUAGUUUGAAAGGCUGGAAAUAAAUAAAUGUUGGUUAAAUUUUACCCUCCAUUGGCAGGUGAGGUAAAAAAUUGAUGUUUGGCACUGAAACUUCAGUAUUUGUCGCCACUGAGCCAUUUGUGAUCUCAAACGUGGGUCUUUUAGGCCUGUAUACUGGACACCUUAUGAGUGCCAUUAUUUCUCAUUGUUUACAUUGUAAAUUCAUCUUCAUUCACUGUACAUCUGAAGUGUCCUGUUGCCUUUUACAGUGUUAAACCACACAGUGCAUUACAGUAGAGACUGUUCAGAUCUAGACGCUGACUGAUUAUAUACGAUGAUCACGUGUCUCUAGGUUAACUGCCUUGCUUGUUUUAAUCACAGUUAUCAUUUACUAUUAUUCAAUCAUGUUGUAUCCGCACUCAGUACAUCUACUCAUGUAACGUUCUUUUUAUUCAGUGUCACGGGUGUAAACUGCUUUUUUUUAAAUGAUAAAUCUUCAAUUAAUCAAGAAAUGUGAAAUAAGAUACUGUACGUUGAUGUCUGCAACACAAAUAAUGGUCGGCAUAAAGGGCAGCGCUAGUAAAGUUGUUUAUGAAA